UACUCUAACAAUGUAUUUUCAGCAGUCGUGGAGAGACAAACGGCUUUCAUAUUCUGGGAUUCCUUUAAACCUCACACUGGACAACAGAGUAGCCGAUCAACUCUGGGUACCUGACACAUACUUCCUAAAUGACAAGAAAUCAUUUGUUCAUGGAGUCACUGUUAAGAACAGAAUGAUACGGUUGCAUCCUGAUGGAACGGUGCUUUAUGGUUUGAGGAUUACUACCACAGCUGCUUGCAUGAUGGACCUCCGCAGAUAUCCGCUAGAUGAACAAAACUGCACACUGGAAAUUGAAAGCUAUGGAUAUACUACAGAUGACAUUGAAUUUUAUUGGACAGGAGACCAUCCGGUGAAAGGCGUUGAAAACAUUGAACUGCCUCAGUUCUCCAUCGUUCACUACAACAUGGUGUCCAAGAAAGUUGUUUUUGCAACAGGGUCUUAUCCUAGACUGUCCCUUAGCUUCCGCCUCAAGAGAAACAUUGGGUACUUCAUCUUACAAACGUACAUGCCUUCAAUUCUGAUAACGAUUCUGUCCUUUGUAUCCUUCUGGAUCAACUACGAUGCGUCUGCAGCAAGAGUGGCUCUAGGUGUUACGACUGUACUAACCAUGACAACUAUCAGCACUCAUCUCAGGGAGACUCUUCCAAAAAUUCCUUAUGUGAAGGCUAUUGACAUCUACUUAAUGGGUUGCUUUGUGUUUGUGUUCCUGGCUUUGCUCGAAUAUGCUUUUGUAAACUACAUAUUUUUUGGAAGAGGACCUCAGCUACAGAAAAAGGUUGCAGCAAAAGCAUCACAGGCCAACAACGAAAAGAACAGACUGGACACCAACAAAGUUCAGGUUGACGCCCAUGGAAACAUUCUUCUAACAAGCCUUGAAAUCCGAAAUGAAGUCUCUGGCUCAGAGGUGUUGACAAGCUACAGUGAUCCAAGAGGCACAAUGUUUUCAUAUGAUAGUGCCAGCAUCCAAUACAGGAAGCCAGCUGCAGCUCGAGAUGUAUACAACAGAAGCACUAUGGAUAGACAUAUGGUCCAUAAGAAGGGGCGCUUACGGAGACGAGCGUCUCAGAUCAAAAUCAAAAUCCCUGACUUGACUGAUGUCAAUGCUAUAGACCGGUGGUCAAGGCUUAUUUUUCCCAUCACGUUUGCUUUUUUUAACGUAGUUUACUGGCUUUACUAUGUGCACUAAAGGAUCACAAUGUACAUAUUAUUACAGACUCGGUACUUGCUUUUUUGUUAUUAAUUAUUAAUGGACUAUUGUAGCAAUAUUGCUACUACUUUAAGGUAAGAUAUUCAGCCAUUGAAAUUGUUUCUGUUUCAUGCAGUACACACUGUUCACAUCAUAUGUGUUUACAUAAAAGAAGAGCUUCUCUCAGUGGAGUUGUACUCUUCAAAAUACCUGUUAAGUGUUAGUCCUCAAACAUUUAGUGGUGAUUUUCACUUUAGCACCACAGUUUACUGCUAGACUACUUUUAUGCUACAUAGGAAAUCAGAGACUGCUGAGAAGUACAUGAACUAUAUUUGUACUAACUGAAUUGCCAUUAUGUUGGCCUUUUUCCAGAAAGUGAACAGUUGUGGAUUUUCAAACAUUCCAUCUCUUAAGCAUGCUUGUUGUGAUAGACAUCAGCUGUUGGGAAAACUCUGGGAAUUUAGGAUGCUAAGCAAUGUAUUUCUGAAGAUGUAUUACUCUAAGUGACUGGAUUAACUUUGAACAAUGGUCUUUGUUACUAAGUAGAUUAACUCUGUGUUGUAAAUAUUCUUUACUGGAUCAGGAAAUGAAAUGUUAAUUUCUCAUGCAUUACAUAGUAUUUAGUAUACCAUUUUGUCAAUGCACUAGCAAUUGCUCUGGUCUGUGAAUGAAUAUGCUAUAAUGCAAUUAUGAGAUUUAUCUUAUUAUGUAACAUACUGUAAAGGCCAAUGCAGUUCACUGCAUAGCCUCACUGCCAUAAACAGCACCUGCACAUACCUUUCACCCUACUGUCCAGAUAACUGAUGCACUCAGUUUUGCAGGUAAGUUAUUAAUGUAUUUCAAAUGGCUGAACAUGAUGUUUCCUAAAGGUCUAUUGAGAAUCAUCUGGAUGAAUGUCAAAACACAAGUUAAUUUGAGGAUUAGUUCAAAAAGGUAUUCACAGGAGCUGAACUUUUAGUAAGUUCUAGAAUUAACACUGGUCAGAAUAUAAUAAAUUGUAAAUCUUUCUGA
Molecule: messenger RNA, 2197 nt
Organism: Protopterus annectens (West African lungfish)
Lineage: Eukaryota; Metazoa; Chordata; Ceratodontiformes; Protopteridae
Gene: GABRB1
Product: gamma-aminobutyric acid type A receptor subunit beta1
Exons: 6
Coding region: 11-1186 (391 amino acids)
Biological process (GO): signal transduction; chemical synaptic transmission; monoatomic ion transmembrane transport
Cellular component (GO): membrane; GABA-A receptor complex; neuron projection
Molecular function (GO): GABA-A receptor activity; neurotransmitter receptor activity; extracellular ligand-gated monoatomic ion channel activity
Source: RefSeq, a predicted model, not a curated record